Lynx canadensis (Canada lynx) is the source of this 5053-nucleotide messenger RNA. RefSeq names its product SEC22 homolog A, vesicle trafficking protein (gene SEC22A). The transcript is spliced from 8 exons. The coding region runs from base 302 to 1225 and encodes 307 amino acids. The record is from RefSeq and is a predicted model, not a curated record. Gene Ontology annotation, biological process: endoplasmic reticulum to Golgi vesicle-mediated transport. NCBI's taxonomy places the organism in Eukaryota, Metazoa, Chordata, Mammalia, Carnivora, Felidae.
GGUCGCUCAAGAUUGGGUCCCUUCGCUCUCCCUCCCUCCCGCCACGGCUGUGACCCUCGCCCUCGAGACUACAGACCUCCCGAGCAGGAACCCAGCGCGUGCCUUGGGGGGCGGGAGCCGGGUGGUUGGAGCCGCGGAGCAUUGGAGGGUUUCCUGGAUCAACCUCUUGGGGGCAGUUGGAGAGCUUGAGAACCAGUCCCUCCUAUGCCUGUACAGCCAAGGCAAAGUCCAGGGCUAAAGUGUCAGCCACCAGACGCAAGAUGUUGUAAUCCCAUCUAACAGGUCUUCUCUGCUGGUUGAAAUGUCUAUGAUUUUAUCCGCAUCAGUCAUUCGUGUCAGGGAUGGGCUGCCACUUUCUGCUUCUACUGAUUAUGAACAAGGCACAGGCGUGCAGGAGUGCAGGAAGUAUUUUAAAAUGCUCUCGAAGAAACUGGCUCAGCUUCCUGAUAGAUGUACACUGAAAACUGGACAUUAUAACAUUAAUUUUAUUAGCUCCCUGGGAGUGAGCUACAUGAUGUUGUGCACUGAAAAUUACCCAAAUGUUCUGGCCUUCUCUUUCCUGGAUGAGCUUCAGAAGGAGUUCAUUACUACUUAUAACAUGAUGAAGACAAAUACUGCUGUCAGACCAUACUGUUUCAUUGAAUUUGAUAACUUCAUUCAGAGGACCAAGCAGCGAUAUAAUAAUCCCAGGUCUCUUUCAACAAAGAUAAAUCUGUCUGACAUGCAGAUGGAAAUCAAGCUGAGGCCCCCUUAUCAAAUAUCCAUGUGUGAACUGGGGUCAGCCAAUGGAGUCACAUCUGCAUUUUCUGUUGACUAUAAAGGUGCUGGUAAGAUUUCUUCUGCUCACCAGCGACUAGAACCAGCAACUUUGUCAGCAAUUGUGGCAUUUAUCCUCAGUCUUUUAUGUGGAGCUCUGAAUUUAAUUCGAGGUUUUCAUGCCAUAGAAAGUCUUUUGCAGAGUGAUGGUGAAGAUUUUAAUUACAUUGUUGCAUUUUUCCUUGGAACAGCAGCCUGCCUUUACCAGUGUUAUUUACUUGUCUACUACACCGGCUGGCGGAAUGUCAAAUCUUUUUUGACUUUUGGUUUAAUCUGUCUGUGCAACAUGUAUCUCUAUGAACUGCGCAACCUCUGGCAGCUUUUCUUUCACGUGACCGUGGGAGCGUUUGUUACACUACAGAUCUGGCUAAGGCAAGCCCAGGGCAAAGCUCCUGAUUAUGAUGUCUGACACCAUCCUUCAGACAUACUGCCUUGGCUUCUGGGGAAAAAGGAGGGAGUAUAUUUAACUGCCACUGUGAUGAAGAAACUGUUCACCACAAUCAAGAAGCUCUGCUUUCUUUUUCUCCAGCUAUCCUUUUUGUUUCAAGUCAGCAUGGCAUGCCUGGGAGCAUAUAGUACCUGUUAGGCAAACUUCAUAUUAGCCGUGAGAUUAUUAUUCAGAGGAAGAGACUUCUCUCUCCAGGGCCAUGACAGUGGAAGAACAGUCAGAUGCCAUUGGAAGACUUGGCCAGCAGUCCUGAAUCCUUCUGAAGAGUUCAAUCAAAAAUGUAUGUGGUACAUGCUCUGAGGACCGAGUGGGAACUCUAUGACCUGGGUUCGCCUUUAUGAGGCAUGAGUAUAGCCCAAAUAAAAAGAUGCCACAAAGUUUAUAUUUAAAACAACUUGCUAAAUAUCAGAUUAUUUGCACAUUUAAGGUACCAUGAGUUUAUGAAGUCUAGGAUGGUGUGGAAUUGGUUCUUUUCGUCUUAUAUUUUUGCCUGAAUCUAAACUCUGGAAAUCACUUGAUGUAUGAGAAAGCUGUUAUAAGCGCAUCUUUCGAACAUCACAAGUACUGAAAACACAGUAACCUAUGUUUCCUUUCUAGACCAUGUUUGUAGUUUCUUUUGAAAUCACUUUUUAAAAAUGUGGUUUGUUAAAUUAUAACCAUUGUUUCCCAAACUUCAAUCACUUAAGUAUUAUAUAUAAGUAUUAUUUCUUAAUACUAUCUUUAAAUUUUAAAAUAUUGUAAAAACAAACUAAUCUCUAUUCCAAGAGGAAAACCGGCAUCAAUUUACCAUGAAUAAAGGGUAACAACAAAAUAAAAUUAAAACAAGAAAUGUUAUUAAAUUCUAACUAGAUACUAAUGUCUGCUAAGGUGUUGAAUCCAAGAAGCCUGCUGUGUGUUGCAGUGAGAGAGAUGUUACCCAGCACCAAAAUGGGGCUCUCUCUGUGGGAUUAUGAGAAGAAUGAAAGAGAAUUGUAAAGGGAAUGACAUUCUCACUGUGAUUCUGCAUUAUUUAGCUCUGUGUUGUAUACCACCUAAAAUCCUCCUGUGUGCUACCAACGGUGUGGGUCCGGAACACUGAACUUGUUCUAAGAGAAUCAGAAGGUAACUUCUCCCAGCAACUCUUAUUAUUUUAUGGCUUUGAGGAGUUCUGCACCUAAUUUCUUAGAGAACUCGUUUGUUUUUUCAUAACAUUAUAAAGAUUGUUCAAGAGGUUAUGAAUUAAUAAUAUAGGAAGCACAAUUUGAUUCCAUUAGCAAAAAUCUACAUCUCUACUGGUUUUGCAAGUUACCUUCAUUAAUGAUUUUCUUUUGUUUUUAGAGAAAAGAUUCCAAACAAGGAAUACAUAAGGAAUAUGAAUUUAAAAUUUGAUAUCCAGAAAACAGUGGACCCAUUACAUAUAACUCAUGUUACUGGGCAUAUUUAUUAAGCAGAAGAAAUAGUCCGGAGGGGUAAAGUCGUUGAACUACCAUGUUUGUUUGAACCUGUAUAUGUAGGCAUGCCUGCAACUAACUGUAAAAUCUUGCUAGCUAGAACUUUUUGCUGCACUCCCUUUUUAGGAGAAUGAGGCAAAAGGAAGACAAUAAGCUUGUAAUGUCAGGGAUUUAUUUAAAACCGGAAACUCCAGUUCACUUCAGUUUUCUGCCUCUAACAAAACUGCAGAGAAAUUAUAUAUAUUCUGAGAGCUGCCCCAAGAUAUACCACAUGAUCCUGACUCAUCAAAAUAAAACUGUUUGGCAUUUUGUACUUUUGAGCCAGGAGAGUGAAGUGGUUCAGUGUGGAAAGAUUUUUCUGAACUAACUGUUAAAACAAGAGGAGUUCUCUUGUAAAUAGCCAAUUAACCAAGAAGUUGGAGCAUUCUGGUUAAUUGUGAUUUUGCUAUAUAUUGAUACUUAAUAGCUCUCUUACCAGUUUGGUUCACUUUGGUUUUCCUUUAUCAUUGAAUUAUUGAAUUAUGGUGUUUGGUGUUUUGGAUCAGUCAGCAAAGACACUUGAAAACUCACCAGCUGUUUAAUUUGUUUUUUUGCUUUUGUUUUGUUUUUUUCUAUUUUUGGAUAAUGGGAUGUUUACAUAUAUAUUAAUGUAAAAACUGAAAACAGGUAUAAAUAAUGUUUUAUGUAUAGAAAUGCUUUUUUUUUUCAUUAUUUGGUAUCUGCGUCGCUGAGUGUUUAUAUAACUUCUAUGCCCUUUCGUGUUGUUGCCAAAGAAACUGUGAAUUUGGAAUGAAAAAUUUUUACCGUGAGUAUAACGUUUUUAAGCUCAUUAGGCUUCUAAUGUGUAUGAUAGUAAUACCGCACUGUUACUUCUAAGAGCAGUUCCGCAUUUACCUAAUCAUAAUGAGUUUUGUCAUGGAGGCUGAGAAUUAGUUGUCCUCUUGUUAUGAAGGAGGAAACUGAGGUAAUCAGAUGUUAAUGACUUAUGUAGGGUUACAGAGCUAAGCACAUACAACUCCUAAUCCCUUAGCCUUGGGGCCCUGCCUCCCCAGAGUGGGGACUGAUGAAGAUAACUAGGGUUGCACUCAGGAAAUAGAUCUGUUCUUGGUAAAAUCAGGGAAUUGGGAACUUAAGGAGCUCAGGCCUGCUAGUGUCAAAUAUAGGUGUGUAUUAAGGUGACUCUGAAAUACUGCUUUUUUAUUAAGGUGUUCUAAAAGUAAUUACAGUAUUUGCUUACGAUAUUUGCUUGGUCUGUAUUUGAAAUGUAUUUAUACCUAGCCCAUUUCCCAAAAACAGUUGAAGCACCCUAUACCAAAAUAAGACAAAUACAACAGCAGUAACUAUGAACAGAAAGGAAGAAACACAAGAUCAGUGAAAAUGAAAGGUGAACAUGUUGCUGUUACCAAGUGUGAAAUUUGACUUUUGAACUUCCUGGAAAUCAUGGCUAGGAGGGAAACAAGUUUCCCGUCGCUAGCUCUGUCUGUAAGAGUAUACCAGUUCCUCAGGGAAGACAUCUUCCUGAGGGAUUUUGGUAAAGAGGUUCACGCUUGGGAGUCCUGUGAAAUGCUAAAAUGAACAAAAUCCUCAAUGGUUUUAGCCGCUUGCAUAUUAAUGAUUGUGCCUUGAUCCUUGACUUGUUACCAGCUUUCAGAGGUGUUCAUUUAAGGAGUUUCGGUGUGGUUAAUAGAAGAUUUUGUUGGCAUGAGGAAGAAUUCUUCUCCUAAGCUAAAAAUAGGUACGUGUUAAAGCUUGAAAAUCCAUUUGAGACAAAUGCCUAGUGACAUAGACCUUUACCUAAUUCUGUCAUUUUAUAAUUCAUAUAAAGUUAAUGUGCUGCCCCUGGAUUAGCACAUUUAUUUUGUAUUAAAUGUGGUCUUUUUCACAGUGGAAUCUAGUCUGGAGAAAUGACUGGUUACAUUUCUGUUAGGCGGUGUCCGGAUUUGUCAAGGCUCCACAGACCAGGUUUGUCAUAUGAGCUUUAACCUCCAUGUCACAUAAGUGCUUCCUGUUGAGUUUAGCCACCCACCAAAAUGGGAGUUGCUUGGCUUUAUUCCCAAAGUCUUACUAAGUAACCUAUGGAGCCCCACUCUGAGCUGUUGGAUUUCCAAGAGACACAGCAAAAUGUGUGUGCGUGUGCGUGUGUGUGCACACUUGUGAUGUUAUUUUAACAGACUUUUAGUUUAUUUUAAAAGAGCUGUCAUGAAGUAUAUAGUAAAACAACAAAUAAAUUGCACUUGACCUUGAAUAAAGCAGGGGUUAGGGGCACCAACCCCUCCCCAGUGCAGCCAAAAAUCCAUGUGUAACUACUUUUCUAAUAGCCUACAGCUGAUCAGAAGCCUUACUGAUAACAUAAGCAGUC